AUGUCAAUUCUCUGUUUGACAGGUCAUCCUGGAAAAGUUAGAAUUAUGGCUACAGCUAUUUCGCCAUUUGCGUCUACGAAAGAGACUACCAACUAUGCAAGGCUAUGCCGCCUCCUGGUGGAUGUUGGAUCUCAGGUGCUUCGGUCCACUUUUGACAAAAUACAUCCACCAGCGACUCUACAUACAGUUUUGGGAAGUACCUCAGUGCAUUACGCCACAUUGCAAUCACUGUACAAAGGGAGGAAGAAAGUGCUGAAUCCUACGCAGUGGGGAAAGUUGUACCCUACUCACAAAGCCGUGUCUUCUAAAGACUUCGAUAUCACACUCCUAACAGUGCUGCUUAGAAAUAUCUGUAGUUUGCCCACUCCUACCAAGGGAUGGGAUGAGCUUCCCCCAGCUACAGACAUACGCACCGAAGAUGACAUCGCUCGAGUGAAGUAUUACAGGAACACUGUAUACGGCCAUGCUCCUCAAGCCUCUGUGGAUGACAGUAGUUUCAGUGCUUACUGGCACGAAAUACGAGAAGCUUUGGUGAGACUGGGAGGAGCUUAUUUUAGGGCUAAAAUCAACAAUCUUGAGCACGACUGCAUGGAUCCAGUUAUCGAGGAGCAUUAUCGUGAACUGAUGAAACAAUGGAAGAAAGACGACGACAGCAUCAAAGACAAGCUUGAAGAAAUUGAAGGUAAGAAAAAUAUUGUCCACUGCCAAUGUGGAUGAAUCAGAAGGCUACAAAAGUAUAUAUUUUCAGUUAACACAGCAGUACAGGCUAGCUCACGAAGUUUUCAUUUUGGUUGGAACUAGUCUUAUAUUUGGAAGGUAUUUUUGCGUCAUGUGUGAAAAAUGAAGAAUUAACCCCAAUGUUGACACUGUGUGUUCAUUUGCAGUAUUUUGGUCUGUUCGUGGGUACUCGUGUACAACUGCUGUAGGGCAUUUUUGUGAUUUCUAAGCGUCCUAUUGAGUUUGAUCUGUUCGGAAUCGACUAGAUAUUGAAUUAGAUUUUAUUGUUUUAUCUGCACCUAAACGUGAAGCAGUGAUAUAAAUUUGCUUAUGAAAAUGCGCAUACCUUUUGAAAUUUUCAGAUUUGCUGGAAAACAUGAGAAGCAUUAUGGAGAGAAAAUUCAGAGACACAACUGACAGGAGAGAGAUUGAUAUGAAAGAGGUGAAAGAAAAGCUUACUAGUCUGACGGCCUCAGUUGAAAAAAGCACACAAGAAGGUUAGUUGGUAGAAAGAGCUACUCAGAAAAAAAAGUUAUGAAGAGCGUCACUGUUUUUUUGAGCAAAUGACACAGCUCUUGUGCAUGAUGACGGUAAUCGCUGGAUGUCGGCCAACACAGCAUACUUUGGUACUUUACUGAUAUAAAGGCACACCCUGGCCACCACUCACUGGCUAUACAUGAAGAUACUCUAUAGUGUGUGGGAUGCCACGGAUUCUGCCCUGGCUACCUCUAGGAUUUGAUGGUGUUUUGACAGCACUCAUACAUAUGUAUGAUCGUAGUUAUCGUCUCUUUUUUUCGUAUCACCUUUCUCGUAAUGAAUCUUACUUCCUAGUAGCGUUAGA
Pocillopora meandrina is the source of this 1558-nucleotide messenger RNA. Lineage: Eukaryota; Metazoa; Cnidaria; Anthozoa; Scleractinia; Pocilloporidae. The record is from the annotation of a GenBank genome assembly.